AUAUUUCGUUUUGAUCUGCCAUAUCCAUUUGAUCAUAUGAUUUAGGUUUGUCUUGCUGCAAUAAGGAUUUGAAAGGAUUGAAAUCAGCAUUUGUGUAAUGCUUCAUUGUUGUUUGUACGUGAAAACUUAGGAUUUGAAUAUUAAAACACAUAUGCCGAGGAGAUAUAUGAGAUAAGUGUUUGAUGGGUAAUAAAAAUGCUGCACAAAGUAAAGGGCCACCAGAUGAGCCGCCACAGAAUGAACCAAAGCCGCAAUCAAAUGGAUUCUUUCAAUCUGUUGCUGCAGUUUGGCGUCCCAGGCAGGCUCCGACAGACACGGAUUCCGAGAGUUCUCGUCAAGGCUCACCGAAUGCUUCUUCGAAGGAUUCUUCUAGAGUAGGAUCUCCGCGUAAUGAUGCCGAGGGUAAAGCAGCUGAGGACAACGUGGCUUCGAAACCACCUACGACAGAGGUUAAAGAUAAAAACAUGAAGCGGAUGACGAGCGCAGGACUUCAGGUGGAGUCUGUGCUGCAGAGGAAAACUGGGAAUUUGAAGGAGGAUUAUAGUAUUGGGAAGAAAUUAGGACAGGGGCAAUUUGGCACGACGUAUCUUUGCGUGGAGAAGAAGAGUAAGAAGGAGUUUGCUUGUAAAUCUAUUGCCAAGAGAAAGCUGGUGACUAAGGAGGAUGUGGAGGAUGUGAGGAGGGAGAUUCAGAUAAUGCACCAUAUGGCGGGAAAUCCUCAUGUCGUGUCGAUUGUGGCUGCGUAUGAGGAUGCUGUUGCAGUUUAUCUUAUGAUGGAGCUGUGUACAGGUGGAGAGCUUUUCGAUAGAAUUGUUCAGAGAGGGCAUUAUUCUGAGCGAAAGGCUGCUGAACUUGCCAGAGUUAUUGUUGGUGUUGUGGAAGCUUGCCACUCUUUAGGUGUUAUGCAUCGAGAUCUGAAGCCUGAGAAUUUUCUCUUUGGCAAUGAGGAAGAGGAUGCGCCGCUUAAGACCAUUGACUUCGGGCUCUCAGUUUUCUUCAAGCCAGGCGAAAGUUUUACUGAUGUGGUUGGGAGCCCCUAUUAUGUUGCACCAGAGGUAUUGCGCAAGCUUUAUGGUCAAGAGUGUGACGUUUGGAGUUCUGGGGUUAUCCUCUACAUAUUGCUCAGUGGUGUGCCGCCAUUUUGGGAUGAGACGGAGCAAGGAAUAUUUGAGCAGGUUAUCAGAGGUGAACUUGACUUCGUAUCAGAACCGUGGCCUAGUAUAUCCAGUGGUGCAAAAGAUUUGGUCCGAAAAAUGCUCGUGAGAGAUCCUAGAAAGCGGCUAACUGCUCAUGAAGUUCUCAGCCACCCGUGGAUGAAAGUUGAUGGUUCGGCUCCAGACAAACCUCUUGAUCCUGCUGUUUUAAGUCGUUUGAAGCAAUUUUCUGCAAUGCACAAACUCAAGAAGAUCGCUAUCAGAAUAAUUGCUGAGAGUUUGUCCGAAGAAGAAAUCGCAGGAUUGAAACAAAUGUUUAAGAUGAUAGACACAGACAAUAGCGGACAGAUCACACUGGAAGAGCUACAGAAAGGUUUGGAAAAAGUGGGUGCAAAUCUCAUGGAGUCAGAAAUUAAUGAUUUGUUGGAAUCUGCGGAUCUUGACAACAGUGGCACCAUCGACUACACUGAAUUUGUAGCGGCGAUGCUACACUUGAACAAAGCCCAGAAGGAGGAUCACAUGUACGCGGCCUUUUCAUAUUUUGAUAAAGACGGAAGCGGUUACAUUACUUCUGAUGAGCUUCAGAAUGCAUGUGGGCAGUUCGGAUUAGGAGGUUGUCAGCUAGAAGAUAUAAUGCAUGAAGUUGACAAGGACAAUGAUGGGCGCAUUGAUUACGGUGAAUUUGUGGCCAUGAUGCAAGAUACUGGACUCGACAAGAAGGGAUUCCAGAACUUGAAAAGCAUAGGGAUAAGGAAUGCCUCGUAAGGUUGGUCAUUCUUGAUACAAUCCACAGUAUAGGUGUACAGCGGCUGACCAUGAGUCUGUAACUUCAAAAUUGACAAUGCAAAAUGUUGUGAAGAUCAGGCUUG
This is a messenger RNA of Daucus carota subsp. sativus, 2023 nucleotides long. RefSeq names its product calcium-dependent protein kinase 20. The coding region runs from base 183 to 1919 and encodes 578 amino acids. The record is from RefSeq and is a predicted model, not a curated record. Gene Ontology annotation, biological process: protein autophosphorylation; peptidyl-serine phosphorylation; intracellular signal transduction. Lineage: Eukaryota; Viridiplantae; Streptophyta; Magnoliopsida; Apiales; Apiaceae. The transcript is spliced from 7 exons. Gene Ontology annotation, molecular function: calcium/calmodulin-dependent protein kinase activity; calcium ion binding; calcium-dependent protein serine/threonine kinase activity. Gene Ontology annotation, cellular component: nucleus; cytoplasm.